Messenger RNA from Penicillium brasilianum, 2423 nucleotides. NCBI's taxonomy places the organism in Eukaryota, Fungi, Ascomycota, Eurotiomycetes, Eurotiales, Aspergillaceae. The record is from the annotation of a GenBank genome assembly.
AUCGACCGUUGUCAUUGUAUUUCAUCUGACAAGCUAUUUGGACUCGAGGCCGCUCUACCAAACAUAAGAAUUAUCUGUCCGCGGACAUCCGCGGACCACCUGAUUCAUACUUCUUUAUUGGACAGCAUGAAACGGAAAAGCAGAGGUGACCCUAUCGAAACGAUCCACAGGUGGAAUAAACCACCUUUAUCAUGUCGCGAGUGUCGUGAGAAGAAACGGCGUUGUGACCGUACCCAGCCUUGCUCGAACUGUGUAAUUAGGAAGAUCUCAUGCGAGUAUCCUGGCCACGGCCCCGAAGAUGUGCCUAAAGAUGUGCCUGCCACGGAAGCAUCGACGGAAUCCACUUCGUGGCAUUCCAAUCAGAACCGUCCAGAUCAAGACUCCGCUCAUACGAAGCUAGUUGCACACAACGCCGAUGAGCUUCUGUUCCGCAUACGUAGAUUAGAAGAAGCAUUAGCCGAAAGGCCAAGUUCAACCCGAGAACCAGAUGGCAAGCGUCAAUGUGUAUAUCCAGCCAAAGCUUCAGCUUCUAGUGGCCCCUAUGUCACCCCAUUCAAUUGCCACCUUAUGGCCACUCAGGAUAAGUAUGAAGAAGGGCCUAAACUAUUCGAUUUUGCGAGGAAUCUUCCUCCUUUACGACAGGCUCGAGAGCUGUUUGAUCACUUUACAACCACACUACAACCCACCUUUGGGGUGCUUCACGUUCCUUCAACAAAAGAAUUACUAGAAAAGGCUUACAAUGACUUGCUGGAAGGUGAAGAGCCAUCUGCGGCGAAUUUGAUGUUGCUGUUUAGCAUCUUUGCUGGAGCCGCUCUGAUCUGGACACCCCGGCUUCUUGAGACGCUACAAUCUACUCGUGAAGAGUCCAAGGCGGCUUUCAAGACAUAUGCUCGCCUUGCUUUGGAUAUUCUGGAACAUCCGCGUCUCCUCGUUCAAGCAUCGACUACAGCCCUUGUGGCUAUUGCAAUUAUGGCUUAUUUGCUGAUGAACACCGAUGGGUUUCCACUCAAAGUACAUCUUCUUCGGCAUCGUUGUCUACUGAUGGCACGAGAGAUGCAAAUACACCGCUUAGAUACGACUCAAAGCCGCGAGGCGCGGCGGUCACAGGGAUGUAACAUGAUCGAGGUCGAGGUUCAGAGACGUGUAUGGUGGAACAUGGUAGCCUCUGACUGGCUACUUUCAUUUCAUGGCAGUCCACAUGAAGGAGCAUACACCUUUCACCCCAAACAUAUGAAUGUCCACUUUCCCAGCAAUACUGACGAUGAAUUCAUCACACCAAGGGGUAUUCAGCAGGAAUUCCCCCUGUCUAUUCCUACCUCCAUGUCCGCCUUUAUUAUACGAGUGAAAGUCGCCUCGCUAUGUCGGGAAGUUAUCGACGCCCUACCACCUGUACUGAUUGAAUCCACCCAGCCCGAUUACGAUACCAUUCUUGAACUGGAUGCCAAAUUCCAGAACCUCCUCAACGAACUCCCCGUGUGCUUCAAAACGGACCCCGCCAGUAUGGAGCAAAGCCGGCAAAUAUUUAAGCAAAGACCCACCAUUGCCUGGCAGCGUAUCAGUAUCCAUUUUAGCAUCCAUAUCCGGCUGUGCCGACUCCAUCGGCCAUAUCAUCUGGAAGGGAUCACAAAUCCUAAAUACGCAUACUCCCACAAAGUGUGUAUCCAAUCUGCACAGACCGUGCUGGAGCUGCGUCGCUCAAUGGAUGAGAUUGGCAACGAGGUUGGGCUGAAAGCAGGGCAGUUCUUGACGGUGGUGCACCAUGUCUUCUUCGCGGCUCUGAUCUUGGCCAUGGAUGUCUCUUUCCACCCUUCUGCGCCGGACGCGGAGGAUCGCAAAGCCAAGGUGCUAGCUGCGUACCAGACGCUGGAGAAGUCGAAACAGGAAUCGAACUACCUGCUAGAAGGGAUUCAAAAGAAUCUUCAGACUCUCAUGGCCACGCUCCAGAAACAUGAUCGGACUACCCAGGAAGACCAAGAGUCUGUAUUACCAUCCACGGGCCUCGGCUACUCAGCCACGAUACAGCCUUCUUCUACGGUGAUAAUGGAUGGAUUAGUAGAUGGUAGAGGUACCUUGAACGACGAUCUUAACGAAGAGGGCUGGGAACGAUUAUGGUCUGAGUUUGUGGCCGCAGCGCCCGAGUUGGACGCCCCGCAGUGGAGUUCGCUGUUGGAAGAUGUCGACUUUAACCCACGACUGGAUGUCUUUUAGGCGAUCAGGGGAUUAAAAUAGAAUCGCGAUCGACCGCUCAAAAAGGCCCUUACUCGUUCUGCUUGGGAUACUUUUCCUUUUUCUUUUUUUGCUGCUUCUCCACACGGGUACUUUAAGGUAAUGAACAAACAGCCAGGCCAGACUUAGGGCCACCAUGACGAACGAGAUUUACUGCCACAGGUAGUACGGUUCUUGUACAGUACAGAAUAAGCCAU